AUGUUUGCUGCAUAUCAUAGAGUGCUUACAAAGAGGCCCAUCCUGAUUCAAAGUGUAUCCACAGCUGUCUUGUUUGGUGCUGGCGAUGUCAUUGCACAGCAAUUUGUAGAGAAACAAGGCUGGGAUAAGCAUGAUUUUACACGCACAUUUAGAAUGACGGCCUUUGGUGGUGUUUUCGCUGGUCCAGCACUGAGCAAUUGGUAUCGAUUUAUUGAUAGAAAAGUUGCUACAAAGAAUGCGUUUCAAGGUUUAGCCACCAAAGUAGCAUUAGAUCAAUUCGUCUUUGCACCCUUCUUUAUCGCAGCCUUCUUUACCGGUCAAGGCAUUUUUGAGGGCAAAUCACUGCAAGAGAUCAAAGAAAAGCUAUCCAGUGGGUAUACGACUGCGCUUAUUGGUAAUUACAAGAUUUGGCCAGCAGUUCAAGUUGUCAACUUUUAUUUCACUCCGUUGAAUUAUCGACUCAUGGUAACAAAUGUGGUUGCUUUAGGCUGGAAUGCGUAUCUCUCGACUGUCAAUCAGCGAUCCUCACAUUAG
Molecule: messenger RNA, 534 nt
Organism: Mucor velutinosus
Lineage: Eukaryota; Fungi; Mucoromycota; Mucoromycetes; Mucorales; Mucoraceae
Exons: 6
Coding region: 1-534 (177 amino acids)
Cellular component (GO): cytoplasm; membrane
Source: RefSeq, a predicted model, not a curated record